UUUUUGUUUUUUGACUUUUGUUUUUGUAGGGCUGUAGGUGUGACCUUCAACAUUUUAGAUAUAUCAACGGGUCUUCUAUAAAAAAUUUUUUGGGAUAAAUUGUCAUCAAUUUUUUUUAUUAAUUUCUGCUAUAAAAUUUUAUUUUUUUUCAGUUCUUUAUUUCCAAUCUCCAAAUAAAAUUUAAAAAAUGACAACUGAACAAUUAAUCAAGAUUGCCUCUGACAGUGAACAGGAAGAGAAGCCACAAGAAUUCUUUGCGGUGACGCCACUUAAGACGUGUCCACAUUUGGGACAAAUUGCGGAUAGCAAAUUGCCUUCUGAUGGACUCAACACUAAAGCUGCUUGCAACAAGUGUUCUAAUACUGGCGAGAAUUGGGUGUGUCUUAAAUGUUUUGAGAUCUAUUGCUCUCGUUAUGUUGAGGGACACGCUUUGGGUCACACCGAAGAGACAAAACAUCCACUGGCUCUAAGCUUUGCUGACUUUUCUGUUUGGUGUUAUCCGUGCAACUCUUAUAUUGACAAUAAAGUGUUUGAUGAGGCUAAGGAAGCGGCUAUUAAAUCUAAAUUUGGAGGAAAGACUGAAGGUUGA
Molecule: messenger RNA, 589 nt
Organism: Meloidogyne enterolobii
Lineage: Eukaryota; Metazoa; Nematoda; Chromadorea; Rhabditida; Meloidogynidae
Source: the annotation of a GenBank genome assembly